GUUAUGGGCGUGCGCAACUGCCUCGACGGCAAUAAUAUGUCAGGACAACGCAAUAACCCCCUUGAACUCGGGGAACAGCCCGAGCAACCACCUUUGGAGGCCCCAGGGGCAGCUGCCCCCGGUGCUGGGCCUGGCCCAGCCGAAGAGAUGGAGACCCCACCGCCUCACAGCGAGCCCAUCCCCAUCGAGACUGAAGGCGAAGCCUGUGGACCCCCAGAGAUCUCCAGACCCAACUUCCAGGACCUCAGCCAGGCCAUCAAGGAAGCCGGGGCCCAUGGAGGGUACAGCCCACCUCCCGAGGAAGCCAUGCCCUUCGAGGUCGAGCAGGCCAGCUUGGGAAGCUUCUGGCCUACCCUGGAGCAUCCUGGAGACACCAUUGGGACCAGUGCAGGCCUUGAGGCCUUCAGCCCACCGGUCAUGGAGCCCGGAGCCUCCCAUGAGGCCAUUCCAAGCCUGGGAAGCUACAGCCCUCCACCAGAAGAAGCUAUGCCUUUUGAGUUUGAGCAGCCUGACCAGGGAGACAACCAACCUCCCUUGCAGGUCUCAGACCUUGCUCCAGGAGGCCCAGGUUCGGUGGUCUUCAGGGCUCCUCCCGAGGAGCCCAGAGCCAUCAGACCUGCAAACGCAGGCAUCAGAGGAGGAUGCAGCCCUCCCCACGAGGAGGAUCUGCCAUUCGAGUUUGAUGGAGCAGCCUUGGGGGACGACAGCCCACCCCCUGGGCUCCCCCGAGCUAUCCCACCGAUCGACGGCGGUGGGGGCAGCCAGAUCACGACAGUCGCGGUCUCGAGUGCGAUCCUCCUCGCUCCCGCCGCGAACGAGCCCCCCCUCUGGGUCCCCGGCAUCAUCGGCAGCCCAUCUCGAGAGGCUGUCAGACCUCCUCCACACUUCGCGGGAGACAGCCCCCCGAUGGAGGUCUCCAGACCCCCGCGCGAGGUUGGCAGCGCCCCCGUUGGGGUCGAUGACGCUCCCGGCGACAUGGACAGCCCCCCAGUCGCGCUUGAUGAUCUGCGCAUCGAGGUCUCCAGAGCUCCCGUUGAGAGAGAGCAAGCAGAGGGAGAGAGACCCCCAGCUGAGGGAGAAGCAGCCGAGAUGGAGGGAGGCUCAGCCACCACUGCCGCGGAAGGAGGCAAGGUCCCCGAUCCCGGGGACGGAGCCCCUGCCGCCGCCACCGAGGCAGCACUGGCCGCUCCAGCCGCCGAGGCAGUCUCGGCUGCUCCAGACCCCCCAGCCGCUGGAGCAGCCCCUGCCGCCCCAGCCGCUUCUGUCGCUGGGGCAGCCCCGGCCGCUCUUGUCACCAGGGGAGCCCCUGUUGGCCGAGCGGCUCCUGUCCCCCGGGCAGCCACUGUCCCCCGGGCAGCCACUGUCCCCCGGGCAGCCUCCGUUCCCCGGGCCACUCCUAUCACCUGGGCAAACCCCGCCUCGGGAGCCCGACCCGAGAUCAGUUUCCUUAGACCCCCAAGCCCAGAGAUCCAGGCUGCCGAUCCGCCUGUUCCGCAGCCUCCGCGCGUAUCUGCCUGGCGGGGCAGGUCAGAGCCCAGCUGCUGUUACCUCUACAACGACCAGAUAUCGGUCAGCAGCGACAGCGGAGACGAAUCCGACGAUGGGACCUUCGGAUGCCGCCGCUGGUUUUCGUCCAAGCGAAACCGCCGCCGCCGAAAGCCCCGGCGCAACUUGCUCCACAACUUCCUCGUCCGGGUCUUCCGAGGCUGCGUCUUUGGAUCCGAGAGCCCCCAGUUCAGAGGCUCCUUCAGCCCCAAGGUCAAGAAGGUUGCCUUGGCGGAGAAGCGCAGACAAGACCGCAAGGAAAACGCGGGGAAGCGUGGCCAGAAGUGGUCCGAGAAGAGACACAGCCAGCUCACCAACAAGCAACUCCAGAACAAGAAGAUGGACAACUCGCAUACGCACCGCAUGCUGUUUCUAGUGGGGAAGUAUGUGCCCUUUGGGGGACAAACAUGGCGCGAUACAACACUUGAGGGUCGUUUCCAGCUGGACAAACCAGCGCCAGCGAUCGUAAGACCACGUCGCCGAGUCGUGGGGUGGGGGACGGCAAGAAAGGCGGGGGCUUCAGGUGCUGGAGAAUCUGGUAAAAGCACCAUUGUGAAGCAAAUGAGGAUCCUGCAUGUUAAUGGGUUUAAUGGAGAGGGCGGCGAAGAGGACCCGCAGGCUGCAAGGAGCAACAGCGAUGGUGAGAAGGCCACCAAAGUGCAGGACAUCAAAAACAACCUGAAAGAGGCCAUUGAAACCAUCGUGGCCGCCAUGAGCAACCUGGUGCCCCCUGUGGAGCUGGCCAACCCUGAGAACCAGUUCAGAGUGGAUUACAUUCUGAGCGUGAUGAACGUGCCGGACUUUGAUUUCCCUCCCGAAUUCUACGAGCAUGCCAAGGCUCUCUGGGAGGAUGAAGGGGUGCGUGCCUGCUAUGAGCGCUCCAACGAGUACCAGCUGAUUGACUGCGCCCAGUACUUCCUGGACAAGAUUGAUGUCAUCAAGCAGGAUGACUACGUGCCCAGCGACCAGGAUCUGCUUCGCUGCCGUGUCCUGACUUCUGGAAUCUUUGAGACCAAGUUCCAGGUGGACAAAGUCAACUUCCACAUGUUUGACGUGGGCGGCCAGCGCGAUGAACGCCGCAAAUGGAUCCAAUGCUUCAAUGAUGUGACUGCCAUCAUCUUCGUGGUUGCCAGCAGCAGCUACAACAUGGUCAUUCGGGAGGACAACCAGACCAACCGCCUGCAGGAGGCUCUGAACCUCUUCAAGAGCAUCUGGAACAACAGAUGGCUGCGCACCAUCUCUGUGAUUCUGUUCCUCAACAAGCAAGAUCUGCUGGCUGAGAAAGUCCUUGCUGGAAAAUCGAAGAUUGAGGACUACUUUCCAGAAUUUGCUCGCUACACUACUCCUGAGGAUGCGACUCCCGAGCCCGGAGAGGACCCACGCGUGACCCGGGCCAAGUACUUCAUUCGAGAUGAAUUUCUGAGAAUCAGCACUGCUAGUGGAGAUGGGCGCCACUACUGCUACCCUCACUUCACCUGCGCUGUGGACACCGAGAACAUCCGCCGUGUGUUCAACGACUGCCGUGACAUCAUCCAGCGCAUGCACCUCCGUCAGUAUGAGCUGCUCUAAGAAGGGAACCUCAAAAUUUAGUUAAGGCCUUAAGCACAGUUAAUUAAAAGUAAGAUAUAAUUGUACACGCAGUUGAUCACCCACCAUAGGGCAUGAUUAACAAAGCAACCUUUCCUUUCCCUCAAGUGAUUUUGCGAAACCCCCUUUACCCUACAGCUUGCUUAAAUAUUCUAAAUUUAGAAAGCUUAAGGCGGCCUAUAGAUUAAGGUUAAGAAAAAAAGGCCACAAAUGUUCCCUUCUCUCUUUAAGUAACUAAUAGCAGCAAACAGAAAUAAAUGAAAUAAAUGCAGCAAAUGAAAUAAAUAUCGUGUUGUGCAGCAUUAAAAAAAUCAAUAAAAAUUAAAUGUAAGCAAA
Molecule: messenger RNA, 3468 nt
Organism: Dama dama (fallow deer)
Lineage: Eukaryota; Metazoa; Chordata; Mammalia; Artiodactyla; Cervidae
Gene: GNAS
Product: GNAS complex locus
Exons: 14
Coding region: 4-3114 (1036 amino acids)
Biological process (GO): adenylate cyclase-activating dopamine receptor signaling pathway; sensory perception of chemical stimulus
Cellular component (GO): heterotrimeric G-protein complex
Molecular function (GO): insulin-like growth factor receptor binding; ionotropic glutamate receptor binding; beta-2 adrenergic receptor binding
Source: RefSeq, a predicted model, not a curated record